CGCACAUUUCAGUAAGUCUUCGAGCCUUUUCCUUUUCCCUCCUUCUUUCUUUCUUCCUUGCGUGGACCUGAAGUAUUAACCAACAGCAGAAUCCGUCAAAAUGGUCAAGAAGAGAAAGAACAACGGCCGCAACAAGAAGGGUCGCGGCCACGUCAAGCCCAUCCGAUGCAGCAACUGCUCGCGAUGCACCCCCAAGGAUAAGGCCAUCAAGCGCUUCACCAUCCGCAACAUGGUCGAGUCUGCUGCCAUUCGCGACAUCUCCGAUGCCUCCGUCUUCGCGGAGUACACCGUACCCAAGAUGUACCUGAAGCUGCAGUACUGCGUCUCUUGCGCCAUUCACGGCAAGAUUGUCCGUGUCCGAUCAGUUGUCGGUCGCCGCAACCGUGCCCCUCCCCCUCGCGUCCGCUACAACAAGGACGGCAAGAAGAUCAUCCCCAACACCCCUAAGGCUUAGGUGUGGAGAUGAUUGGGAUGGAGUCUGGUUAUGUGAUGUUAACGUCUGCAUUCAAAAAACGGAUGGGAUGAGCACUUGGGAUUAUGAAUCUAGGAGAUUCCAAAAUUACAAUCGGACUACAUUGGCUGUUCA
Messenger RNA from Ilyonectria robusta, 586 nucleotides. RefSeq names its product ribosomal protein S26e. The record is from RefSeq and is a predicted model, not a curated record. Gene Ontology annotation, biological process: translation. The coding region runs from base 101 to 454 and encodes 117 amino acids. Gene Ontology annotation, molecular function: structural constituent of ribosome; mRNA binding. The transcript is spliced from 4 exons. Gene Ontology annotation, cellular component: cytosolic small ribosomal subunit; ribosome. NCBI's taxonomy places the organism in Eukaryota, Fungi, Ascomycota, Sordariomycetes, Hypocreales, Nectriaceae.